Suncus etruscus (white-toothed pygmy shrew) is the source of this 1098-nucleotide messenger RNA. It is a transcript of the gene SFTPD, whose product is annotated as surfactant protein D. The coding region runs from base 1 to 1098 and encodes 365 amino acids. The record is from RefSeq and is a predicted model, not a curated record. The transcript is spliced from 7 exons. NCBI's taxonomy places the organism in Eukaryota, Metazoa, Chordata, Mammalia, Eulipotyphla, Soricidae.
AUGUUUCUCCCUCUCUCCGCAUUGAUCCUGCUCACACAGCCCUGGGGGUCACUAGGAGCAGAAAUGAAGAACUACUCCCCAAGAUCAGUGACCAACGCCUGCACCCUGGUUAUGUGUAAUCCCUUGGAGAAUGGCCUGCCUGGUCGUGAUGGACGGGACGGGAGAGAGGGCCCCCGGGGCGAGAAGGGGGAUCCAGGUCUGCCAGGAGCUGAGGGACGAGCUGGGAUGCCUGGACCACCUGGGCCAGUUGGGGCCAAAGGGGACAAUGGCUCUGUUGGAGAUCCAGGACCGAAGGGGGACUGUGGAGCACGCGGACUUCCCGGCCCUCCAGGUAUGCCUGGCCCAGCUGGAAGGGAGGGUCCCUCUGGGAAGCAGGGCAAUGCGGGACCCGAAGGCAAAGCAGGUCCAAAGGGAGAGCCUGGACCUAAAGGAGAUAUGGGUGCAACAGGCAUGCAGGGCUCUGCAGGGACAAAAGGCCCCCCAGGUGUAAAAGGAGAGCGAGGCCCCCCUGGGGAGCAUGGAGCUCCAGGAAAUUCUGGGCCACCAGGGCAUGCUGGACUCCCGGGACCAGCAGGACCAGCAGGACCUAGAGGCCUCACUGGGUCCCCAGGACCGAAGGGCGAUAAGGGUGAUUCUGGAGAUGCUAUUCUGCAGCAGCAACUGGCGGCCUUACAGAAACAGGUACAGAGCAUGCAAGAAACCUCUGAAAAGAACGAGAAAGCGGGGCUCUUCCCCCAUGGCCGCCGUGUGGGCAAGAAAAUCUUCAAGAGUGGAAGCUUUGAGAAGACAUUUCAGGAGGCCCAGCAGGUGUGCAUACAGGCUGGAGGUCAUCUGCCCUCCCCACGCUCCGUGACCGAGAACGAGGCCUUGCAGCAGAUUGUCACAGCUGAAAAUAAAUCUGCCUUCCUGAGCAUGACCGACAUCAAGACGGAGGGCAAGUUCACCUACCCCACAGGCGAGCCCCUGGCUUAUGCUAACUGGGCCCCAGGUGAGCCCAACAACAACGGGCAGGCAGAGAACUGCGUGGAGAUCUUCGGCAAUGGCAAGUGGAAUGACAAGUCCUGCGGGGAGAAGCGCCUGGUGAUCUGCGAGUUCUGA